UUGGCGUGGCGGGCAAGUCCCUAGUUUCUCGCGUGGGAGAUAAAAAGUUGAACGGAAUUUAAUUGCAUUUUAAGAAAGAGUGGGUGACCUGGGAUGGGGGUAAUUCCUAGGCCCCUCAUGCUGUUCUCCACCCCGGCCAUCAAUCCCGGGAGCCCAUUCUUUAUAGUCUUGGCCUGCUCGCUAUUAAAUUGCAGGGAUAAAUUUAUAGAAGGUACCUCUAAUGCCUUUAGGCUUCGCGUGGUCAGUUUGAACUAUAAAGAAGGCUUCGAAGUUGUGAACUAACUCCUCCCAUUUUUACAAACACGCUUCUAAAGUCGGGUUUGAAGGAAAACAGUCACAGAAAAGGGCCCAGGUUUGAAGGAUUGAUAAUCAAGAAUGGCAUUCUUUGAGUAAUGACCAUCCAUUAAACGAGUGGCGGCCAGGCGCGGUGGCUCACGCCUGUAAUUCUAGCACUUUGGGAGGCCGAGGCGGGCGGAUCACUUGAGGUCAGGAGUUGAGACCAACCUGGGGAACAUAGUGAAACCUUGUCUCUACUAAAAAUAUAAAAAAAAAAGCUGGGCGUGAUGGCGUGGGCCUCUAGUCUCAGCUACACGGGAGACUGAGGCAGGAGAAUCGCUUGAACUCGGGAGGUGGUUACAGUGACCCGAGAUCGCGAGACUCCGUCUCAAAAACAAACAAAAAACAGGUGACUACGAGGUGCCAACUAUAAGAAACCGAUGAAUAAAGUCAUCAUUAAAAAGAUUAAGGAGCCCACAGCCUAAUCUUAGCAUGUCAGGCCCUGAUUUAUGCCCCCUUCGGAGUUCAAGGGCUACUGUAGAUAUGCUUUUGGACAUUACAUUUAAGGUCCCCAGGAAAACUGACUGAAUAAAGGAGAUACAAGUUACAGAAAAGGCUUUCCCUCCCUAUGCGUUUGCCCUUUAUUCUUAUACUCUUCCUUAUGAUUUUGACUGAGACUUUCUCAGAUCAAUUCUAAUUCGGUUUACUCCGUGAUUUUACUGAGAUUUUUCUCUUAUAAAUCCUCUUGUAUUUAUGGUAUGAGAGGUUACACUGUAUUAGGUACUAUACCAGAGUUUGUGGGUAGAGCAGUGCUUAAAAAGACAGGCUCCUUGUCCAAAAGUAGUGAGGAAGAGAGAGACAAAACAAAAUUGUAAUGUCACUUACUCUUUUAAUCUCUUUCUAAGUUAAGUCUUCUUUAGUCACAUUUUGUGUGUUUAUUUGGUCUCUUCUUUCCAUUUUACCUUUGAAUUAAAAUAAGCACAUUUUCCUCUUUGCAUUAUUUUUACUAAAGCACUAAUAAGUCUGUGUCCAAUACUCAGGAACGAUGUUUAUAUACGAAGUAGAUGGUAAAUUUUAUAGUGUAAUCCUGCUAAAUAUAGGAAUGUAACUCUACCUUUUGCAAGAUGUUUUUGUAGAUCUACCUGGCAAAGUGUAGUCCCUUGCUUUUUAAUGCGUAGUCAAUGGUAAUUUAGCAAUGCGAUCUUCUGUGGAUGUUUAGUUUUUUAAAUUUGUUUUUGUCGGCAGUUCUUUCAGUGUAAAUCCAGUCAGUAAAUUGUAAUGAUGCCAUCAUUUUACUGCAUUUCAUCUGAGCCAGAAAUAAUGUUAUGUAUGAUAACUACAUUUUCCUUGGCAACCACCUGUAAGUCUUCUUUGACAUUUUUAUAGUUGGAGAAAGUGAGGCUCAAUGAAGUUAAAUAAGACUUGAAGAGUAUUUGGACUAUACAGUAUAAGGCUCACACCUGUAAUCUCAGCACUUUUGGAGGUCAAGGCGAGAGAAUCACUUGAGUCUAGCAUUUCUAGACCAGCCUGGGCAACAGAGGAACACUUGGUCUCUACAAAAAAUAAAAAAAUUACCUGGAUGUGGUUGUGCACAACUGUGGUCCAGCUACACAGGAGGCUGAGGAUCAUCAUGCCUAGGGUUCAUAACAUAAUAAAGUCUCUUACACCUCAGAUCUCUUGUUUGACAAGUGACUCUGAUAAACUGCUGGAUUUUUUGCCUGACAGACUAAGAGCAAAGCUGCUUCCAUUCCAGAAAGAUGGCAUCAUUUUUGCUCUCCAAAGAAAUGGCAGGUGUAUGGUGGCUGAUGAAAUGGGUCUAGGAAAGACAAUCCAGGCAAUUGCAGUUGCUUACUUCUAUAAAGAGGAAUGGCCUCUGUUAAUAGUGGUCCCCUCGUCUCUGAGGUACCCUUGGACAGAAGAAAUCGAGAAAUGGAUCCCAGAGCUAAGUCCAGAAGAAAUCAAUGUUAUUCAGAAUAAAACUGAUGUUAGGAGAAUAUCGACCAGUAAAGUGACAGUUCUGGGUUAUGGUCUCUUAACCACAGAUGCAGAGACCUUGAUAGAUGCACUGAAUAAUCAGAAGUUCAAAGUAGUUAUAGUGGAUGAAUCACACUACAUGAAAUCCAGAAAUGCAACUCGCAGCAAGAUUUUAUUGCCAGUAGUACAGAAAGCCAGACGAGCCAUUCUUCUUACAGGAACACCAGCUUUAGGAAGGCCUGAAGAGCUUUUCAUGCAGAUUGAAGCUCUCUUUCCACAAAAAUUUGGAAGUUGGACUGACUAUGCAAAAAGAUAUUGUAAUGCACACAUCAGAUAUUUUGGUAAAAGACCUCAGUGGGAUUGUAGAGGGGCAUCAAAUCUUAAGGAACUUCACCAGCUAUUAAGUGACAUAAUGAUUAGAAGAUUAAAGACAGAAGUUUUAACCCAGCUGCCCCCUAAAAUCAGACAGCGUAUUCCAUUUGAUCUUCCAUCAGCAGCAGCCAAGGAGUUGAAUACCAGCUUUGAAGAGUGGAAAAAAUUAAUGAGAAUGCCAAAUUCAGGUGCCAUGGAGACAGUCAUGGGGUUGAUAACUCGCAUGUUUAAACAAACUGCUAUUGCCAAGGCAGGUGCUGUAAAGGAUUAUAUUAAGAUGAUGCUUCAGAAUGAUUCGCUUAAAUUUCUGGUUUUUGCUCACCAUUUAAGCAUGCUCCAAGCUUGCACAGAAGCAGUCAUCGAAAAUAAGAUUCGUUACAUUAGGAUAGAUGGAAGUGUUUCAUCUUCAGAAAGAAUACAUCUGGUUAAUCAGUUUCAAAAGGAUCCUGACACUCGUGUGGCUAUCCUAAGCAUUCAGGCUGCUGGCCAGGGAUUAACAUUUACUGCAGCAAGUCAUGUUGUUUUUGCUGAGUUGUAUUGGGACCCUGGACAUAUAAAACAAGCAGAAGACCGAGCUCACAGAAUUGGCCAGUGUAGUUCUGUGAAUAUUCACUACCUUAUUGCAAAUGGAACUCUAGACACCCUUAUGUGGGGAAUGUUGAAUCGCAAGGCUCAAGUUACAGGGAGCACACUGAAUGGUAGGAAGGAAAAAAUUCAGGCUGAGGAAGAUGAUAAGGAAAAAUGGGAUUUCCUGCAGUUUGCUGAAGCUUGGACUCCAAAUGACAGUUCUGAAGAGUUAAGGAAGGAAGCUUUGUUCACUCAUUUUGAAAAAGAAAAACAACAUGAUAUUCGAUCAUUUUUUUUACCACAACCUAAAAAAAGACAGUUGAUGACCUCCUGUUAUAAAUCAAAGAAUUUCCAGGAGGAAAAUACUAUAGUGUCAUCAGACCCUACAAAAAUAGCUGCAAGAGAUAUCAUCGAUUAUGAAAGUGAUGUUGAACCUGAAACUAAAAGAUUGAAAUUGGUCACCACGGAUGACCACUACAGUCCCUCAGAAGAAACACCAUCUCAGUCCAGACAAAUCAGAACUCCACUCAUGGAAAGUGUCCAGGAGACCAAGGCCCAGUCAACCACCCCAACCUUUCCUGUAGAGGGCUGGCAAUGCAGUUUCUGCACCUUUAUCAAUAAUUCAGUGUUACGUUAUUGUGAAAUGUGUGAGAAUCCUCAAGGCAGUGCUGAUCGCCUCAACCAUAUCCAGGAUAAAAACAAAAAUGAGAAGGACGAUUCUGUGAAAGAUACCUCCGAAGUUCAAACUAUCUUAGACUGUGAAAAACAAGUCCUUGAACAGUCAGAACCUGACCAGUUGGCUGACAGCGGGGAAGAAACAUUAAAAAUUGAGAAAGAAGACAGACUUACACCCCAGCCAGGUAAUGAACAGUUGAAGAGUUCAGACACUUUGCCAGUGUAUGACACCUUAAUGUUUUGUGCAAGUAGGAAUACUGACCGGAUUCACCUCUAUACUAAGGAUGGAAAACAGAUGAGCUGUAAUUUCAUUCCUUUGGAUAUAAAAUUAGACCUUUGGGAAGAUUUACCAGCAAGCUUUCAGCUGAAACAAAAUCGCUCUCUGAUUUUGAGGUUUGUUCGAGAAUGGAGUAGUCUAACUGCCAUGAAGCAAGGGAUAAUCAGGAAAAGUGGACAGCUAUUCUGUAGCCCAAUUCUUGCUUUGGAAGAGAUCACAAAGCAACAAACUAAACAAAAUUUCACCAAAAGAUACAUAACCAAAGAAGAUGUUGCUAUAGCUUCAAUGGACAAAGUGAGGAAUGCUGGGGGCCAUGUUCGUCUGAUCACAAAGGAGUCCAGGCCAUGGGAUCCUUUUACAAAAAACUUUCUUGAAGAUGGAGCCUGUGUCCCAUUUCUAAGUCCAGACACAGUCCAAGCUGAUCCCACUAGGAAGGCUUCUACAUCCAAAGGCUAUUUACAAGCUGUGGAUAAUGAAGGAAAUCCACUUUGCCUUCACUGUCAGCAACCCACUUGGCAAACUAAGCAAGCGUGUCAAGCAAACGCUUGGGAUUCACGGUUUUGCUCUCUGAAAUGUCAGGAAGAGUUUUGGAUUCGAUCUAAUAACAGUUACCUGCGAGCCAAAGUAUUUGAAACUGAACAUGGUGUGUGUCAGCUCUGUAAUGUGAAUGCACAAGAACUCUUUUUACGUCUGAGGGAUGCCCCUAAAAGUCAGAGGAAGAAUCUUCUGGAUGCUACCUGGACUUCAAAGCUCCCAUUAGAACAGCUAAAUGAAAUGAUAAGAAACCCAGGGGAAGGACAUUUCUGGCAGGUGGAUCACAUCAAGCCAGUCUACAGGGGAGGAGGACAGUGUUCCCUGCACAACCUGCAGACUCUCUGCACAGUCUGUCACAAAGAGAGAACUGCCAGACAAGCUAAGGAAAGAGGCAAGGUGAGAAGACAAUCUCUAGCAUCAAAGCAUGGAUCAGACAUCACACGAUUUUUGGUAAAGAAGUAAAGUAGAAAAAUAUAUGAAUGAAUGACAUAUGGUUUACAUGUGGAAUAAUUUAAUACAAAAUUUUUCCAUGUUUAAUACAUUGAGAGUAAAAAUUUUCAGAACAAAAAUCAGGAAUUCAAAUUCUGUUGUACUAAUUACUUUUAGUGUUAAAUACAUUUUGAAAGUAUUUAACAGAAACUCAGAUAUGAUACUAAAUAUUUCUGUGGUCUUUUUGAUUUGAUGCAGACUAGCAAUUAUGUUUCAGCAAUGUUUUGUUAAGCUCUUUAUCCCUAAUAUGCCUAAUCACUGUAUUGUGCAUAGACUGUGUUUAAAAAAUGUGCUCUCGAUUACCUGAAAAAUGCUUCUGGAUUAGUAUUGGUUUUGGACUGUCAUAGGUAUGAAUGGAACAUUGCAAAACUUUAUGGGAAAUUUCAGAGGCAAAUCAUUAUUCAGGAGUUAUGGGCCAAGCAUGACCAGCCUGCUUAGGAUUCAAGAGAGAUUGUCCUCUAAAUACCUCCAGAAUGACCUUGGGGUACACAUUUUGGGUGUUUCCUUCCUUGCUUUAUUUCUUAGCCAGUCAUCUUUCUCAAAAAUAUCCUUUUCAACAUGAGGUACCUAACACUAAUGGUGUUUGUGGACAAUUCAGAAGUUCUGUGUAAAGUAAUUUUUAAAACUAUUAAAUAACUGAAACCAUAAAAUGUAAAGUGCCACUUAAGCUUGAUUUUUUUUUUUUUUUUUUUUUUUUAGUGUAUGUACUGCCAAAGUGAGCACAAGUCUGGUUUUUUAGAUCUUUUUUAAAAAAAAAAUUAAUAAAAGUAGGCUUAUUGUCAAAAUAUUCUUUAUCUUCUGGUUCUCAUAUUCUCCUUUUGAAACCCUGUGUUAUUAAAGGUAUCUUUCUGGUACUUCUUUUAAAAUGAGUAAUGAUGAUAAAACACUUUAUAGUAAGGCAUAACCAGAUGAUUAUAUGCAUUUAAAAGUACAAUGAUAAUAUUAAAAUGUAAUUGACAUAAAAUAAGAGUGAUCAUGAAGCAAACCCAGGGCCUAAUCCUGCAAUAUGUCAGAAUCAUCAAAGCAAAGAGUUAGAACUAUACACAAUACAGGUCCAAGGAAGAAUUGCAUUCCCAAAAGGGACCUGUUUGUAAAUACUAUUAGGAUGUAUACCUCUUUGAUUUGAGCAUUUUCCUACUUUAAUUAAUAGCUAGUGUUUUACAACACAAAGGACUUGUUUUUAGAAAGAUUAUAUAAUCAUGAAUUUUCCUUCCGGAGUUGUUCCUCGGUUUCUAUUUCAUUUUAUGAGAUCAAAUCAUGUUGCUUAUUUUAUAAAUGAAGUUGGGCUUUCUUUGGCCUCCUUUCUGCUUAGUUGGUCAGGCUCCUUGCAGUUUUCUGCCUCAUUUCCAAGGUAACCUAGGAUUUAUCAUAGUUGAGAGCCAAGAAGCAGGCACACUGCCUUUCCUCCAGCAUGGGGUGUUUGCAAGUGUGGUCUAAGUAGGUCAGAUUUGAGGGGAACUUGCUCUUCAGAUCACACUAACGUGAUAAUUCUAAGGAGAAAGUUCUCAGAUGUAAGAACUGUGUGAUGGUUUGAGGUGAAACAAUCCAUGAAGAUAGAUAGGCUCAGUCUAUACAAAGUUUCUGAAUUCUGACUAAUUAAAAAUGCCAUAAGGAGCAGUGACCAUCUGCUAUACAGGACGCUGACUGGCUCAUCCCCAUCCCUUCCUGACAUGUCUCAGAGCUUUGUGUCCUGCCUUCCCCUAAUUUGGUCUGCAUUACUUGCAGGGCACAUUGAGAUGAAGGUUCUGGGGCUGAAAAUAAAGAUAGAGAUUGAUCUAAUCACCAAGGCCAAAAGGGCAUCUUGAGGAGACUGCUCUUUCAUCCUCACAAUCUGAAACAGAAGCUGCCCGCUAUGUAUUGCAAAUGGGAGGUUAUGAAAGAGGGACACAGAAAGUGUCAGAGCAAGCAGCAGAUCCUGAGUGCAGAAAGAAGUGCAGAUGGCCACCAGGAAGAACGUAGCUACUGCCACACAGGAGAUGGAGAUGAAGUGAAAGACACAGGUGGGCAGGCGGGUAGAGUGAGUGUAAAAGGAUAGGCCCAGCUCUGAAAAGACUCAGAGAAGUUGCAUGAUACAGUGUAGGCUAAGAAAACAGCAACAAAAAAAGGCUGUAGCCAGGUCUGAUGGCACUAGCCUGUAGCCUAGCUACUCAGGAGGCUGAGGUAAGAGGGUCACUUCAGCCCAGAAAGAAAAGAACAACAGCUCUGGAUUCAAGGAACAGAACUGGGAAGUGGUAGGUGGGGAAUGAACCAGCUUACGAUAUGGAACCAUAUGAAAAUAUGCCUGUGGGUAGGGGUUGGGUGGGGAGGACUUCUGGAGCACGGUGGGGCUUACACACCCAAACUUUGCAUAGCCAGCAUCAGGCUGGCCUACCUUCCUGUUCCCGUCACUGAGUGACAAUGAUCCCAUACACAUUUUGAUGAUUAAUAAAGUUGCUUUUUUUUUUUUGAGACAGAGUUUCGCUCUUGUUACCCAGGCUGGAGUGCAAUGGCGCGAUAUCGGCUCACCGCAACCUCUGCCUCCUGGGUUCAGGCAAUUCUCCUGCCUCAGCCUCCUGAGUAGCCAGGAUUACAGGCACACGCCACCAUGCCCAGCUAAUUUUUUGUAUUUUUAGUAGAGACAGGGUUUCACAAUGGUGACCAGGAUGGUCUCGAUCUCUUGACCUCGUGAUCCACCCGCCUCGGCCUCCCAAAGUGCUGGGAUUACAGGCGUGAGCCACCGCGCCCGGCCUAAUAAAGUUGCUUUUAGUAGCCCCACAGCCGGGAAGAAGAAUUCAUAUGGAAUUUUUAAAGAAGCCUACUCUCAAUGUUAAUUGCAGCCUAACAUACAUUUCUUGGAGAGAUUUUCUUGGGACAAGUGAAUACCCUCUAUAUUUUCUUAACUGGAUAGGAGAAGGAUUUUCUGCCCAUACAUCUUGCUAAUAAAUCAAAUCUCUUCUUCAGAUUCUUGAGUGCAACAUUUGAAAUGUAGUUUCUUUAGAAAAAUAAGUAUGAGGCAUUUAAAAUUAUGUCAAAAAAGUUAAUACUCUUGAGCUCUUCACAGUAAAUAGAUGGGUUCUAUUUACUAAUAGGAUACAGAAUUUUGGAUUUCAAACAUCAAAAAUAAAUUGUGGAAAUAAUAUCUCAUUUUCUGUUACAUAUUACUAGCCUGUCUCAUUCCACCAUUUCUUCUUUUGAACUGGAAAACUGUAGGCUCCCAGUCACUGUACCAAUCUCUCCAAAUAUCCAACUACCAGAAAAUGUUUUAUCUCAUCUCAAGUUUGUCAAUUGCUUUAUAUUGUUAAGGGUGGUUUUGCCACCCUGAUUGUGUUCAUAUUUACCAUUAAGAAAUGUCACUGUUACUAAGAUACAUUGUGUGUUCCAACUACCUGCCUCUCUGCCUUAGUAGUUUCUCCUUAAAUCAUUGACUGGAUCUUCCUAGCAGUAGCUUCUAGCUAUUUUCAGAAAACUGGUCUCUGGUAUGCCUUAAAAAUAUUGUAAAUCAUUGCACAUUUGCUAAAGUGUUUGUAUUUCACAGUCUCUCUGCUCUUACACAUCUGCCUUCCUGCAACCAGAUGUCAUCAUUAGAUUGGAGAACCUUCAAACACCUGUAACUAUAUAAAGCUCAAGUCUGUUUAAGAAAGAGCCCAACAUCGUUUCAACUUAGCCUCCAAAAUAAGCUAAAGAAAGCAUUCUUGUGCAACUUGAACCUAGCAAGUGCUUGACAUGCAUCGUUUACACACACAUGCCACAGACAGACAGCCCAAUAUUCUUCGUGUAACUCCAGAUUGCUAUGCUUCAGCUUAGAGCCUUUGCAAUCCUGCAAAAAUGUUUUACCUUCCUUCUAUGUAAUACUUUCUAAAGAACUAUGACUUAAUUUAUAUCUUGGCCUUCAUCAAAUGGAUAUUUUUUGAAGCCAUACACGAAAUACUGCUAUGCUGUUUUUGUUCUUCUUGCUGUUUUGAAAACUGCUCUUAGGAGAUUUAAGAAGGAUAAUUGCUAAUGCCUCUCUCUCCACAUGAAACUGCGAACCAGUUGAGAAAUGAAACACAGAAGCCAGUCAGAUGAAAUUGACAAUGUCAAUUUUGAGGUUCAUAAAAGAGAAUUAGAAAUCAUGCAUGGAUCUGUAGCACCAGUCAAGCUCUCUAAUACUUAGGGCCUCUGUGUUCAACUGGGGCCCUGGGUGACUCCCCUGCAGGAAAGUAAGAGUGAAUCUAUCCUGCAGGGCAAGCAAACUUACCCCAAAACCCAAGCCAGCAGCUACUUGACUUCAUCUUGGGGACAGUGAGAAAAGGAUCUCCAGGCCAAACUUGACAGCUUCUGUCCUGUAGACAGGCUGAUCAGAGAGAAAGGGGAUAGGCAUUUUCAUCCUCCAUGGCUUCUCCUAAAUUUGCCAAUGGGAUAAGUCACUCUGCUUCCUUUAGAGAGGAGGGAGUCAGAGGGUAGAGAUAGGCCAAAAAUUUCUUCCUUUAGCAAAACUUGAGGGUGAGGAAGAGGUAUUUCGUGUUGCGUCUCUGUAUGCCACCUUGCGCAUAUAGCAUGAUGACAAAAUCAGUUCCUAUUAAAAUAUCCUUGCUCAAAUACUACCCUAUCCCUUGACCUUGGACAUGUGUCCAUUAGUUCUUAAACUCUCCAUGGGCGUUAGAAACCAUCUGCCACCCUGACAGCAAUGUCAGCCCUUUCUCCAGCCUAAUGUGUAUCUCUGUGGCCCAUUUGGUUCCUUGUGCCUGCUGCGGCUUAUAAGUAAGAAUGACUCCCUUCUUAGUGUGCUGUAUGCCAGUGUGCUUUCAUAUUAGCAUAUUAGUAGUUAAGUAGAGGUCAGGCACCUGAUUUUGUUCAAAUAAGUCCUGCCAAGGGUGUUUUUGUAUUUAAAAAAAAAAGGUAUUUGUGAAUUAUGACCACUAAUCAUAAUUAAAUAUAAAAUAUGUUGUGUUUCUAGACCAGUACCAUCCAACAGAAAUAUAAUUCAAGGCACAUAUGUAAUUUUUAUUGUGGUAAAAUUUAUCAUUUUAAUUGUUUUUAAGUGUACAGCUCAUUGGUAUUAAGUGCAUUCACAUUAUUGUAUAACCAUCAUCACUAUGCCUCUCCAGAUCUUUUUCACCAUCCGUACUGAAACUCUGCACUUAUUAAACUAACUUCCUCCCCAGUUCUUGGUAACUACCUAAUAUAAUUUGGCCAUUUGCCCCCACCCAAAUCUCAUGUUGAAUUGUAAUCCUCAAUCUGGACCUUGGAGCCUGGUGGGAGGUUUUUGGAUCAUGGGAGUGGAUCCCUCAUGGCUUGGUGCUGUCUUCAUGAUAGUGAGUUCUCACAAGAUCUGGUCAUUUAAAUGUGUGUGGCACCUCCCCCACCACUCCCUCUCUUUCUUGCUCCUCCUUUCACCAUGUGAUAUGCCUGAUCCCCUAUUGCCUUCCAUCAUGAUUGUAAGCUUCCUGAGGCCUCCGUGGAAGCUGAGCAGAUGCCAGCACCAUGCUUCGUGUAAAGACUGCAGAACUGUGAGCCAAAUAAACCUCUUUUCUUUAUAAAUUUCCCAGUCUCAGGUAUUUCUUUUUAGCAAUGCAAGAAUAGUGUAAAACACUACCAUUCUACUUUCUGUCAGUAUGUAUUUAACUGUUAAUCUAGGUACCUUAUAUAGGUGCAAUCAUACAAUAUUUGUCCUUUUGUUUCUGGCCUAUUGGGUUUAUCCAUUUUGAAGUAUGUGUCAGAAUCUCCUUCCUAUUUUAGGCUGAAUAAUAUUUCAUUAUUAAAUACUAAAUUUUUUAAAAUUCAUUCAUUCAUCCAUGGACAUUGGGGUUGUAUCCACCUUUCAGCUGCUGUGAAUAAUGCUGUUAUGAACAUGAGUAUGCACAUGUCUGUUUGAAACUAUUUUUUUUUUUUUUUGAGACGGAGUUUUGCUCUUGUUACCCAGGCUGGAGUGCAAUGGCGCAAUUUCGGCUCACCGCAACCUCUGCCUCCUAGGUUCAGGCAAUUCUCCUGCCCCAGCCUCCUGAGUAGCUGGGUUUACAGGCACGCGCCACCAUGCCCAGCUAAUUUUUUGUAUCUUUAGUAGAGACGGGGUUUCACCAUGUUGACCAGGAUGGUCUCGAUCUCUUGACCUCGUGAUCCACCCGCCUCAGCCUCCCAAAGUGCUGGGAUUACAGGCAUGAGCCACCACGCCCGGCUGAAACUCUAUUUUCAAUUCUUUGGGGUAUGUACCCAGAAGUGAAAUUACUGGAAUCAGUAAUUCUCUAUUUAAUGUUUUGAGGAAACGCUAUAUUGUUUUCUACAGCUGCAACAAUUUUACAUACCCUUCAGCAAUGCACAAGGUUUCCAAUUUCUCCACAUCCUCACCAACACUGUUUCGUUUUGUUUUAUAGUAGCCAUCCUGAGGGGUAUGAAAUAGUAUCUCAUUGUGAUCUUGCUUUACCUUUCCCUAAAGACUAGUGAUGUUGAGCAUAUUUUCAUGUGCUUAUUGGCCAUUUGUACAUUACUGUUGGAGUAAUAUCUAUUCAAGUCCUAUGCCCAUUUUUGAAUUGAGUUAUUUGCUUUUAUUAUUGAGCUUUAGGAGUUAUUUAUAUCUUCUGGACAUUAAUUACUUAUCAAAUAGGUGGUUUACAAAUCUCUCCUAUUCUGUGAAUUGUCAUUUUACUCAGUUGAAUGAACUUUACACAGAAGUUUUAAAUUUUUUAUGAAGCCCAAUUUAUCUAUUUCUUUUGUUGCCUGUGCCUUUGAUGUCAGAUCUAGAAAGUCAUUGCCAAGUCCAAUGUCUUGAACCCUUUCCUGUGUGUUUUCCUCUAAGAGUUUUAUAGUUUUAGUUCCUAUGUUUAAGUCUUUGGUCUAUUUCAUGUUAAUUUUUGUAUUUAGUGUUAGCUAAGGUCCAACUUCAUUCUUUUACAUGUAGAUGUGCAGUUUCCUUAGCACCAUUUGUUGAAAAGACUGUCCUUUCCCCAUUAAUGAUCUUGGCACCCUUGUUAGAAAUCAUUUGACCAUAUAAGUAUGGAUCUAUUUCUGGGUUCUAUACUUUAUUCCAUUGGUCUAUAUGUCUGCCUUUAUGCCAGUACCAUACUGUUUUGAUUACUGUCACUCUGUAGUAAAUUGUGAAUCAGAAAAUGUGAGACUUCUGUUUUUUUUUCUUUUUGAGAUGGAGUCUCACUCUGUUGCCAUGCUGGAGUGCAGUGGUACAAUCUCAGCUCACUGCAACCUCUGCCUCCCACGUUCAAGUGAUUCUUCUACCUCAUCCUCCCAAGUAGCUGGGACUAUAGGCACGUGCUGAUACACCUGGCUGAUUUUUUGUUAUUUUAGUAGAGACAGGGUUUCACCAUGUUGCCCAGGCUGUUCUCAAACUCCUGAGCUCAGGCAAUCCACCCACUUCAGCCUCCCAAAGUGCUGGGAUUACAGGCAUGAGCCACCACACCCAACCAAGACUUCUGAUUUCUUUACAAGAGUGUUUGUCUAUUUGGGGUCCCUUGAGAUUCCAUAUAAAUAUUAGGAUGGAUUUUUCUAUUUCUACAGAAAUUUCAGUAGGAUUUUGAUAGGUCUGUUAAGCCAUUCUUGUGUCACUGUAAAGAAAUAUCCAAGGUUAGGUAAUUUAUAAAGAAAAUAAGUUUAAUUGGAUCACAGUUCUGCAGACUGUGCCAGCAUGGCUCCAGCAUCUGUUUCUGGUGAGGGCCUCAGGAACCUUACAAUCAUGGCUGAAGGCAAAGGAGGAGCCAGUGUCUAAUAUGGUGAGAGUAGGAGGAGGUACCACAUACUUUGAAACCACCAGAUCUCACAAGAACUCAUUAUCACAAGGACAGUACCAAGCCAUGAGGGAUCUGCCCUCAUGACCCAAAUACCGCCCCCACCCCAGGCCCCACCUCCAACAUUGGGAUUACAUUUCAGUAUGAGAUUUGGAGGGGACAAUUAUCCAAACCACAUCAAUAAACAUUGCAUUGAAUCUGUAGAUCACUUUGAGUAGUAUUGACAAUACUAUAAUAAGUAUUCCAAUUCAUGAACAUGGGAAUGUGUUCUCAUUUAUAUAUGUCUUCUAUAAUUGCUUUCAGCAACGUUUGUAGUUUUUAGUUUAUAGAUUUUUCCCUUUCAUGGUUAAUUCAUACAUAUUUUAUUCUUUUUAAUGCCACUAUGAGUAGAAUUUUUUUUUAAUUUCCUUUUCACUUGGUUCAUUUUUAGUGUAUAGAAAUACAACUUAUUUUUGCAUGUUUCAUAGCCUGCAUCUUAAUUUAUUAGUUUUUACAGAGGUUUUUGUUCAUUUGUUUGUUUUGUUUGUUUGUUUUGAGAUGGAGUCUCACUUUGUUGCCCAGGAGGGAGUACAGUGGCUAGAUCUUGGCUCAUUGCAACCUCUGCUUUCUGGGCUCAAGCAAUUCUCCUGCCUCAGCCUCCCAAGUAGCUGGGACUACAGGCACAUGCAGUCACGCCCAGGUAGUUUUUGUAUUUUUAGUAGAGACAGGGUUUCACCAUGUUGGCCAGGAUGGUCUUAAUCUCUUGACCUCAUGAUCUGCCUGCCUUAGCCUCCCACAGUGCUGGGAUUACAGAAAUGAGCCACCACGCCUAGCCUACAGAGGAUAUAAAAUGUGGAAUCUCUAGAGGUUUCUGCAUUAAGAUCAUGUUGUCUGCAAACAGAGACUUCAUGCUUUCCAAUUUCAGUGCCUUUUCUUUUCUUGCCUAAUUGCUCUGGCUAGGAUUUCCAUUAGUGUUGAAUGCAAAUGGUGAAGACAGAGAUGUCUUGUUUGUGAUCUUAGAAGAAAGGCUUUUAGCCUGUAAUCAUUAAGUAUGAUGUUAAUUAUGGGUUUUAAAAUAUAUAUUGCCUUUAUUACAUUGAGUUAGUUUCCAUUCCUAGUUUGUUGAAUGUUCUUAUCAUAAAAGAGCAUUAAAUUUUGUAAAAUUCUUUUUCUGCAGAAAAUGAGAUGAUCGUGUGCUUUUUGUUUUUUAUUCUUUUAACGUGGUGUAUUACAGUGAUUCAUUUUUACAUGUUGAAUCAUGCUUGUAUUCCAGGAAUAAAUCCAACUCUGUCAUGGUGCAUAAUCCUUUGAUUGCUGCUGAAUUUGGUGUGCUGGUGGUAUUUUGUUGAGCAUUUUUGCAUCCAUGUUCAUAAGUGAUACUGGUUUGUGUUUUUCUUCUCUUGUGGUGUCCUUGUCUGGCUUUGGUAUUAGGGCAAUGCUGGCUUCAUAGAAAGAAUUAAAAAUUGUUUCCUCUACCAGCCUGGCCAACAUGGUGAAACUCCAUAUCUACUAAAAAUCCAAAAAUUAGCCAGGCAUGGUAGGGUGCACCUGUAAUCCUAGCUACUCAGGAGGCGAGGCAGGAGAAUCACAUGAUCUGGGAGGCAGAGAUUGCAGUGAGCUGAGAUUGCACCACUGCACUCCAGCCUCGGUGACAGAGUGAGACUCCAUCUCAAAAAAAAGAAAAGAAAAAAAAUUAUUUCCUGCCCUUCAGUUUUUUGGAAGAAUUUAAGAAGGAUAUCUACUAGCUUAACUUCAAUAGCAUAUAGAAACUGUAUUUCUAGGCCAGGCAUGGUGGCUUAUGCCUAUAAUCCCAGCACUUUGGGAGGAGGCUGAGGCAGGUGGAUCACCUGAUGUCAGGAGUUCAAGCCAGCCUGGCCAACAUGGCGAAACCUCAUCUCUACUAAAAAUACAAAAAUUAGCUGGGUGUUGUGGUAUGCACCUGUAAUCCCAGCUACUUGGGAGGCUGAGACACGAGAAUCGCUUGAACCUGGGACAUGGAGGUUACAGUGAGCCAGGUUAUGCCACUGCACUCCAUCCUGGGUGAUAGAGUGAGACUCUGUCUCAAAAAUAAAAAUAAAGAAACUACUUCUAUACAGCUUCAUCUUCAACCUCUUUAAGUUAUUAAUGCUACAAGAUUCUAUUUUUAUGUAGUGUGUGUCCAAAAACAUAAGCUAAUUGUUUUUUUAAUGCAUUAGUCUCUUAAGUCAUGUAAAAACAAAAACUAGAGUUACAAACCAGUUACAGUAAUACUAGCUUUUAUGAUUUCCCAAGUAUUUAUUUUUGCUGGAAAUAUUUCUUCAUAUGCCUUUGAUCUAAUGUCUCAUAUUCUUUUUUUUUUGAGAUGAAGUCUUGCUCUGUCGUCCAGGCUGGAGUGCAGUGGUAUGAUCUCAGCUCACUGCAACCUCCCCCUCUCCUGGGUUCAAGUGAUUUUCCUGCCUCAGCCUCCCUGGUAGCUGGGAUUACAUGAAUGUGCCACCACAUCCAGCUAAUUUUUGUAUUUUUAUUAGAGAUGUGGUUUCGCCAUGUUGGCCAGGAUGGUCUUGAACUCCUGACUUCAGAUGAUCUGCCCACCUCAGCCUCCCACAGUGCUGGGAUUACAGCCAUAAGCCACCAUGCCCAGCCUGACAUACUUUCAUUUCAACCUAUAGGACUCCCUUUACAUUUUUUGCAGAGUUCGUCUAGUGGCAAUAAGCUCUCAGCUUUUAUUUAUUUUGAAGUAUUUUAAUCUCUCCCUCGUUUUUAAUUGACAGUUUUGCCAGAUAUAGGAUUCUUGAUUGGCCAUUUUAUUUCUUGCUGCACUUUGAAUAUAUCAGCCCACUGCCUUCUGGCCUCUAAGACUUCUGAUGAGAAAUAUGCUGAUAAUUUUUUUUUGAGCACCCUUUGAUGCGAUGAAUGACUUCUGUUUUGCUGAUUUUAAGAUUCUUUCUGUGUUUCAUGUUUGACAGUUUAUUAGAAUGUGUCUCAAUGUGGAUAUCUUUGUUUUUAUAUUCAUCCAAGAAUAUAAACAUUAAAUCGCCUUAAAUUUGGGAUUUUUUUGCCAUUAUUUGUUCAAAUAAUGUCUCUGCUACUUGUCUCCCUCUUCUCCUUCUGUGACUCCCAUACAGCAUAUGUUUGUCUGCUUUACGGUGUCUUAUCCUCAGGAUUUGUUCACUUUUCUUUAAUAUUUUUUUCUUUCUUGUUCCUCAGGUGAGAAUUUCAAUUCUACUUUCUUCACAUUCACUGAUUUUCUCCCCUCCCUGCUCAAAUAUAUUUUUGAAUCCCUCUAAUAAAUUUUUUAUUUCAGUUAUUGUACUUUUUAGCUCCAAAAAAAGUUAUUAUUAUUUUUUUUUGAGACAUAGUCUGCUGGAAUGCAGUGGCUCAAUCUCAGCUCACCGCAAUCUCUACCUCCUGGGUUCAAGUGAUUCUUGUGCCUCAACCUCCUAAGUAGUUGGGAUUAGAGGUGUAUGCCACCACAUACAGCUAAUUUUUGAGUAGAGAAGGGGUUUCACCAUGUUGGCCAGGUUGGUCUUAAACUCCUGACCUCAGGUGAUCCGCCCACUUCCACCUCCGAAAGUGCUGGGAUUACAGGCAUGGUUAUGAGUCACCACACCUGGCUCAAAAUUUCUUUUUUCGUUUCAUGUUUUAUAUGUCUGUGUUGAUAUUUCCAUAUUGUUCAUACAUCAUUUUCUUUACUGUGUCUACCUCUUCCUUUAGCUCUUUGAACAUCUUUAAGACAGUUGUCCUAAAGCCUUUGUCUGGUAACUCUACUAUCUGGUCUUUCUCAGAGAUUAUUUCUGGUGAUUUAAUUUUUUGCUUUGUCAUUUGACUAUACUUUCCUGUUUCUUUGUAUGCCUUGUAAUUUUUUGUUGAAAACUGGACACUUGAAUUUUAUAUUUUGGCAGUUCUGGAAACCAGAUUCUCCUCUUCUCCAAGGUUUGCUGGGUUUCGCUGUUGCUCUUCUUGGUGUAAAAGAGUGACUGUGCCAGGCAUCUAUUCAAGGUGUAAAUUUAAGCUCUUCUUGGGUCUUUUCUGAGCCUAAAUCUUUCCCUGGACAUAUUUAGUGGCUUUCUAAAUUCCCUGUAUAUGCAGCUGCUUUUUGAUAUUCCAUUGUUGAAAUGUGCCUCCCAAAAGGAAAAGAGGUAACAGGCUCUCAGUCUUUAAGUACUCUGAAAGCUACUUCAGAGGGUGGGAUUGCAACAGUAGUGUCUGCCUCUGUGUCUGCACCUUCAUGAUCAGAGAAGCAGCAUUCAGAACACAGAUCCCUGAUAUGUGGAAGGCAAGGUCCUUAUUCCCUUCUCUAACUUCCACAAGCUUUGUGCAAGCUGCACCAGGUACGCGUGCAUGACUGACUGCCACGGAGCUAGGAAAGGGAAUGGUAAACCACUACUGUGCCAAGAGCAUUUGACCAAAAUUAAUUGCAGUUUACUGUCCAAGCUUUCCUCUGGCAGCUGCAAGCCUUUGAAUAGACUCCAGAGUUCCAAAAUAGUUACAUCAAACUGAUUCUGCCAGUGUAAUUAUCUAGAUAGGGAGACAAGAGUCCUAUAUAUCCCAUGCCACCAUCUUGCCUGAUGUCAUCCACAUAUGUGGGUUUAAAUUUUUUAGUACCUGCUUUAAAAAAUGAAAAGGAACAGAUAAAUAUUUUAACAAUAUAUUUUACUUAAACCAGUAUAUCCAAAAUAUGAUUAUUUUAACAUGUAACAAUAUGAAAAUUGGUGAUUUUUUUUUAUUUUGGCAGAGUUUCACUCUUUUUACCCAGGCUGGAGUACAAUGGCAUGAUCUCGGUUCACUGCAACCUCUGCCUCCUGGGUUCAAGCAAUUCUCCUGCCCCAGCCUCCCGAGUAGCUGCGACUACAGGCGUGUACCACCAUGCCCAGCUAAUUUUUGUAUUUUUAGUAGAGAUGGGGUUUCACCUUGUUGACCAGGAUGGUCUCGAUCUCUUGACCUACUGAUCUACUUGCCUCGGCCUCCCAAAGCGCUGGGAUUAUAGGCGUGAGCCAUUGCGCCUGGCCAAAAAUUGGUGAUUUUUUUUUUUUGAGACGGAGUUUCGUUCUUGUUACCCAGGCUGGAGUGCAAUGGUGCAAUCGCAGCUCACCGCAACCUCCGCCUCCUGGGUUCAGACAAUUCUCCUGCCUCAGCCUCCUGAGUAGCUGGGAUUACAGGCACGCGCCACCAUGCCCAGCUAAUUUUUUGUAUUUUUAGUAGAGACGGGGUUUCACCAUGUUGACCAGGAUGGUCUCGAUCUGUUGACCUCGUGAUCCACCUGCCUCGGCCUCCCAAAGUGCUGGGAUUACAGGCUUGAGCCACCACGCCCGGCCCAAAUUGGUGAUUUUUAUACUAAAUAUUUAAAAGUACAUAUUGUAUACCUAAUAAACAUCUCAAAGAUGAUAAAUUUUCAAUGGCUAAAGUGCAGUAUAGCACUACCAAAACAAUAAUGUUGUGUUUGGCAGAAAAAUAUUUUAUUAUGCUUUAGUUUCUACACUAAUUAAAAUGUAACAGAUUUAAAAAUUCCGUUCCUCAGUCUCAGUAGCCUCAUGGCAAUGGCUGCUGAACUGGCAGAGCAGCCAUAAACACCAACUUCUAAAACUGGGGAUGUGUGAGGUAAGGUUUGAUUUUUUUUAUUUUUUUAUUUUUUUAUUUUUAUGGUGGAGGGGGAACAAAGUCUUGCUCUGUCCCCCAGGCUGGAGUGCAGAGGCAUGAUCUCAGCUCACUGCAACUUCCGCCUCCUAGGUUCAAGCAAUUUUCCUGCCUCAGCCUCCCUAGUAGGUCUCUACAGGCACUCGCCACCACACCCGGCUAAUUUUUUUGUAUUUUUAGUAGAGACAGGGUUUCGCCAUGUUGGCCAGGUCUUGAACCCCUAAUGUUAGGUAAUUCACCCUUCUCAGCCUCCCAAAGUGCUGGUAUUACAGGCAUGAACCACUGUGCUUGGCUGGGUUUUAUUUUCUGAUCUUUACUGAAGGGCAUUCUGUUCCUUCCUUUUUCAAAAUGCAUACUGGAUUAGGUGGGACCGUUCUCAUGCAAGGCAGUCUUCAGUCUGUAGAAGGCUGGGAAGUCGCUAUUAAAACAGAAGCCUCCACAGGGAAUCAUUUCAUCCUCCUAACACUAACCCUCAACAUGUGGGUGAGUGGUUAUAUCUUCUAGGCCAUAAGCUUCCGGCAGGGAUGGGAGUGUGUAUAGCCAUUUCAUGCUUGUCUUCUGUUCUGGAAGCAGCAACGCUUUCAUUCUCAGUCCAGCAUAGAGCCUGCCACUGCUGAUAAGAGCAGUGCUGGCAACAGCUUCAGCUUUAUUUUAUAACCCUGAGAAGUUCUGCCCUAUUUGUGGGGAUUCAUGCUGUGAACAUCCAUGCAGUAGAAUUCCUGCUGCUUGCAGGAAGUUUUUAAUAGAGCUGAUUGAGCAAGACAAAGAGGACUUCUGCAUUUUUUUAGGUUUUAAAGUUUUCAAAUUUAGCAUAAGAUGGUAAACUUCAGGAAAUGCACAUUAAAACCAUAAUAAGAGGCUGGGCACAGUGGCUCAUACCUGUAAUCCCAGCACUUUGGGAGGCUGAGGUAGGCAGAUUGCCUGAGCUCAGUAGUUUGAGACCAGCCUGGCCAACAUAGUGAAACCUCAUCUUUACUAAAAACACAAAAAAUUAGCCAGGCAUGGUGGCACGUGUCUGUAAUCUCAGCUACUCGAGAGGCAGAGGCAGGAGAAUCACUUGAACUUGGAAGGAGGAGGUUGCAGUGAGCCGAGACCUCGCCACUGGACUCCAACUGGGCAAGAGAACAAGGCUCUGUCUCAAAAAAAAAAAAAAAAGAUACUAUUUUACAACCAGCAAAUUGGUGAAAAAAAAAUUCAUUUUUGUCAACACCCAAGAGCCUUUACUCCAUAAAGAUAUGGAGUAAAACUCUCAUCCAGAACUAUUUGGACUGUAAAUUAGUACAGCCACUUUGGAAAACAACUGGACAUUAUCAAAUGAAGUCAAAGGUGCAGAUACUUCACUGAAUGCAUAUACUAGAGAAACUCUGCAUGUGGUGGAGGAGUCACUCCCGAGGUUGCUCAGAGAGCAUUGAUUGUAACAGCAAAAAGUCUGGACAACCCAAGUGUUCAUAAGAGAAGAAUGGCUAAAUUGGAUAUAGUCACAUAAUUAAAUACUAUACAGCUGUGAAAAUUAAUGAAGUUAUGUGUAUCAAUGUAGGUGAUGUCACAUAUUGAAAGUACAACAUAAACAAAUCAGGACGAAUACAUACACUGUGAUUUCACUUAAAAGGUCAAAAACAAGCUAAACUGGAUAGCAGGCCAGGUGCAGUGGCUCAUGCCUGUAAUCCCAACAUUUUGGGAGGCUGAGGUGGGCAGAUAGCUUGAGGCCAGGAGUUCAAGACCAGCCUGGCCAACAUGGUGAAACACUACAUGUUUCUAAAAAAAUUUAAAAAUUAGCCAGGCAUGGUGGUGUGCACCUGUAUUUACAGCCACUUGGAGGCUGAGGUAGGAGGAACACUCAAGCCCGGCAGGUGAAGGCUGCAGUGAGCUGUGAUUCAGCCACUGCACUUCAGCUUGGGCAACAGAGUGAAAUCUCUGUCUCAAAAAAAGCAAAAACAACACCAACUUCAUAGCAUAUUGUCUGGGAAUACAUUCCCAUGUGGUGAAACUAUAAAAAGCAAGGCAGCCUGGUUGUGGUGGCUCACACCUGUAAUACCAACACUUCGGGAGGCAGAGGUGGGAGGAUUGGUUGAGGCCAGGAGUCCAAGAAGACCAGCCUGGGCAACAUAGUAAGACUCCUUGUCUACAAAAAAUUUUUAAACAUUAGCUGGGUGUGGUGGUGCAUACCUGUAAUCCCAGCUACUCAGGAAGCUGAGGUGGAAGGACCUCUUGAGACCAAGAAUUUCAGGUUAUGAUGAGGCAUGAUCACAUCAUUGUACUCGAGCUUGGGCAGCAGAGUGAGACCUUGCCUUUAAUAAAAAACAAAAAAGAGAGACAGAGAGAGAAGUGAGGCACUGGUUAACAAAACUCAGAGUGGUUACCUGUUUUCUUUAAGGUAAGGUAAUGCUCUGAAGUUUGGUGGGUUUUUUUUUUUUUUUUUUUUUUUUGAGAUGGAGUUUCACUGUUGUUACCCAGACUAGAGUGCAAUGGCACGAUCUCAGCUCACCACAACCUCUGCCUCCUGGGUUCAAGCAAUUCUCCUGCCUCAGCCUCCCGAGAAGCUGGGACUACAGGCGCGCACCACCAUGCCCAACUAAUUUUUUUUUGUAUUUUUAAUAGAGAUGGGGUUUCAUCUUGUUGACCAGGAUGGUCUCCAUAUCUUGACCUCGUGAUCCACCUGCCUCGGCCUCCCAAAGUGCUGGGAUUAUAGGCGUGAGCCACCGCGCCCUGCCUGAAGUUUGGUUUUAAGUCACAGUGAUCAUUGCCAUUGUGUAUACCUUCCAAUAUACACAUAUUUGGAAAUCUGAGCUAUUUCAUAACAGAAAUGCUACCUAGCUUAGCUAAAGCAAUUAUAGGACAUAUACUUCUUUAUAGACUCAUUUGCAUGCUCAAUUAAUUAGUCAUAUAUUAUAUAUGGGUUAGGUGGGUUAAAGAGCAAUGUAAAUAAAACAUGGUCCCUGCCCCUCUAGAAUGUGCCAUCUAGCAGACUCAGAGGCUUGGCAUCUGUAGCACAGUGUAUCCUGACAGUCACAGCUGGCCUCCUCUGUGCAGGCAUGAAGUCAUUCAUUAGAUUAGCUAGCAUAAGGCUCUGCCGUAUUAAGGUAAGUGUAAUGGGGGGGUGGCUCAUAAGUGGGGGUGUCUGAAGAGUGGGCCGGACCCAUUGGUAAAUUGGAUGAUUAGUUUGAAGUGGCCAUAUUUCAAAUACCUGCUUCACCCAUUGUGUAGUUUUGCUGAAAAUCAGUCCUGAAUCUUAGGAGUUUUAUGUCAAAUAAAAGGCAGAUGUCAUAUCCUCAUUUUGCCACUGGAAGAAUUGAGACAUUUUCUGGCUUACCCUGUUCAGAAAUACUUGGUGCAUGAAAAUAUCCCAAAGGAACCCCUAAAACUUUAUUCUCUCUAUGUGUCCUGGUAUUUAACAAGCUGAGCGUGCUCAGCCUUGGGAAGUGCAGGUCUCCUUGGGUGGUGCAGACUUCCAGGGGCAUCAUUUUGGAGCCCAUGCCAGUAUUUUAUGGGUAAAUUUUUCAUCCAGCAUCCUACUUCCACAUCCCCCAAACCCUCUUGAUUCUGAGCAGCCAUGGCCAAGGCCUUUGCACCUAACAGAUAACUUUUUUUUUUUUUGAGACGGAGUCUCACUUUGUCUAGAGUGCAGUGGCACGAUCUCGAUUCACUCCAGCCUCCGCCUCCCAGAUUCAAGCGAUUCUACCUCAGCCUCCUGAGUGGCUGGGAUUACAGGUGCAUGCCACUGUGCCCAGCUAAUUUUUGUAUUUUUAGUAGAGACAGGGUCUCACCAUGUUGGCCAGGGUGGUCUCGAUCUGUUGACCUUGUGAUCCUCCCACCUCAGCCUCUCAAAGUGAUGGUAUCACAGGUGUGAGCCACCACGCCUGGCCCACAGAUACCAUUUUGAUAGGUAUACUGCUGGAAAGCUCAAGAGCACAUGGAUCUUUAAAAGGAAGCAAAUCAGGAUAGAUGAGGGAAAAAACACCAAUUCCAGUGCUCAGUAGGAGUUGAUACAAUUCCUAUUAAGGCAUCUGCUCUGUGGACUGUUUUAUCAGUCUGAUUAAUGGAGGGACCAAAUAAAUCCUCACAGUUAAUAGACAUCUCUGUCCCUACUUGUUAUUACUCUAUUUUUAUGGUUAUUUUAUUAAUAAGAAAACUAUUGUUUCUAGUGAACUUAAGAUGGAUGAAUAUGAAACCUAACAAUUUAGGAUCUUUUCCCAGAGUCUUCAGUCAUUCCUCUGAAAAAUGAGGGAGCAUUUGAUUCCUAACUUCCUCUUCUCCAUUCCCAUGACAAGCCACGGAAUUAUAAGCACAGGUAUAAAUAUCUUUCAGCUGAUUAAAUGGUGUCCUGCCAAAAGAAGAUUUGUUUGAGUGUAAUUUCUUGGAUGCUCUUCUAAAGGAGAAUGAUCUUUCUUUAGAGGCCUCCAUGGAAACACAGUAUUACAUUUUCCAUUCUUUUAAAGAAGGAUAACAAAAUAACUAUCUUCCUGCUGAAAUCAAGAAAUUGAGGCCCAGAGGAUCCUAAGCUGUCCAGAACACUAUGACUGAGUCUGCUGAUAAUUCCUGGUAAGAAUGCAGCAUUUUCAAAGCUGCCUGGGCGGGAUAAGUGAGGAGGUGCAAAGCAGCCUUCCAGAUCUCCGGUGGAGGCAACUCCUCCCACCUUCCCUCCAAAUCAGGAAGUGUGCUCAGAGCUAGAUUUGGGAACAAUUUGAACAAGACAGUCAUUCCCUGCCCAGCACAUUCCGCCUGGUGGGAGCUGGAAGCCACGGCAGGGGAAGGGUCUAUUCCUCUGAGGGUCGGGAACAUAUGGGGCUGCAGCGUUGGGUCCCUUUUCCUUUUCUGGGUGUCCUGCUUCUUGUCCUGACCCUGGAACCUAAUCCUGUGCUCCUGGAACUUACAUACCAUUCUCUUCCUGUCAAACAUGAGCCUUUCAUGAAAAACAAUGCCUGGUUGAAGUUUCCCUGAGAAGCCUGCUCGUUUGACACUGAGAUCUGCUAGCGACCCAGAUGUUAGGAUCUCUGAGGCGCCUACUGUCAUUGGAAAAGGCUGCUGGGGAAGGUCUUUUGUUGAGAGGACUCAUUAACUCUUUCUCGCUGGGGUCAGCCCAGUCCUUGCAGAAAUACCUACUGCAGAUUCAGUCUUGAAGGAUGGGUGGAUCUUGAAAGGAGGGCACCCUUCCUGAGCUCCAAAAGAGUUGCAGCUCUUUCCUGUACUCUAUGCCACUGUGAUGGAAUGAAACUGUGGGCAGUCCAGUAGGCCCUGGGAGACACAGGUGAUGAAUACAAUCAUGUUUCUCAGCCCUUGCCUACCUGCGACUCCCAGAGACAGUAGCAUCCAUGUACCUGGAGAGCCACAGUCCCAGGGGGCAUCCUCCCAGGGCCACACUCCAGCCUGACCUUCCCUAACCCACCUUCCACACAGCCACCAGAGUGGGUGGAUAUGAUCACUGAGAGGCUAAAUCUCUGAUAUGUGGCUGAAAGACCUAAUGACCACCUGUCAUUAUUUUAGGGAAAUAUUUGUUAAAAGGAUUUUAUAUAAAGAUAGAUGACUUUCCUAAAUGCUCAUGUAAAUGAAAUCGUUUUUAAAAAUUACCACUCGUGGCUGGGCGCAGUGGCUCCUGCCUGUCAUCACAGCACUUUGGGAGGCCAGGGUGUGUGGAUCACAAGGUCAAGAGAUCGAUACCAUCCUGACCAACAUGGUGAAACCCCGUCUCUACUAAAAAUACAAAAAUCAGCUGGGUGUGGUGGCGGGUACCUGUAGUCCCGGCUACUCAGGAGGCUGAGGCAGGAGAAUCCCUUGAAUCUGGGAGGUGGAGGUUAUAGUGAGCCGAGAUCGCAUCACUUGCACUCCAUCUUGGAGACAGAGCAAGACUCUGUCUCAAAAAACAAAAAUUACCACUCAUAAUCAUAAACAUCCUUUCUCUGUUGUGUUAUAUGUAUGUGUGUGUGUACACACAUGCAUAUAAAGAUACAGACAAGACAUACACAAUAAAACUGCAUUAUUAUAAAAGUUCCCAUAAAUUGGCAAUUGGCUUCCAUCCUCCAUUCAGGCCCCAGCUAAAGCUCUUAUCCUACUGGGAGAAGAGGAGAAAUGGAGGGGCCAGCAAAGUCAGGUGGCAAAAGGGAAGGCCCCACUGAGCCCCAGGGUGGACAGGCAGAAGUGGGACUCUGUGUUUCCUCAAAGUCCCACCUAGCCAGAAGAUCUAAAAUUGUCCCCAUCAGUCUGCAAGCUGGUAGCCAGUCUGCAUGGGCCAGACCAACCUGGGGCUUACAGCCGGACGCUCAGACUCAGGCCUCAGGCUCGGCGGGCUGGCUGCGGCCUUUGCGUCAACUGCUCCAUAACGCAGUCCUGCGUCUGCUGUGAUGGAGACUUUUAGUCCCACAAUAGGAUAGAAAUAUAUACUAUUUUUAUUUUAUAUUUCAUUCAUUUAUUUUUGAGACAGGGUCUCACUGUCAUCCAGGCUGGAGUGCAGUGGUGUGACAUCACUCAAGUGAUUCUCCUGCCUCAGCCUCCCUCCCGAGUAGCUGGGACUACAGGCACACACCACCACACCUGACUAAUUUUUUGCGUUUUUAGUAGAAAUGGGGUUUCACUAUGUUGGCCAGGCUGGUCUCAAAUUCCUGACCUCAAAUGAUCCACCUGCCUUGGCCUCCCAAAGUGCUGGGAUUACAGGCGUGAGCCACUGCGCCCAGCUUAAAUAUAUACUAUUUUUUAAAAAUAGUAAAAUGAAUAGCAGUGUACCUCCCACCUAGCUUAAAAAAUAGAGUAUUCCCUCUGCCUUUAAACUCAGUCCUCUGCUGCCCAAGUGCGUCCCCUUUCCUUCCCAUAAACAGACCCUGAAUUGUGUGAUUCUGUGGAAAGCAGCCCCUUAGCUUUUCUUUAUGGGGGUCCCACAUAGGAGCAUAUUCCUAAAAGGUUAUUGUUGAGUUGUUUUUGACCUUUAUAUAAUGAAAUUGUAGUGCAUAUCUGUCCCUGUGACAUGCUUCUGCCACUCAGUUUUAUGGUUGUGAUACCAUGCCAGUAAGUGUAAUAAUAGUUCAUUUCUUUUCACUAGUCUCUGAUCUAAAUUAAUAUAACUAUCUUUUCCACUUUGAAGGACAUCACAGUUUCCAGUUUGUGGUUUCUCUAAAGUGCUGCUGUGAACAUUCAUUGCUGUUCACGUCUCCUGGUGCCCAUAUCUGCAAACAUUUCUCAAAAGCAGUGGUUCUCACACUUGGAUGUACAUCAGAGUCACCUGAAAGGUUUGCUGAAACCCAGGUUCCUGGGCCCCAGCCCUAGAGUUUCUGGCUCAGUAGGUCUAGUGGCUGGAGAUUGGCAUUUCUAACAAGUUCCGGAGAUACUGAUGCUGCUGGUCGAAGGACCAUCCCAGGAGCAGAAUUAUUGCAUUGUAGGAGGUCUCAGAUGGAAUCUUCAGUGAUGAGGCCACGUCUGUCCUGGCUCGAUCAAGGAUUUCUGGUUGCGUUGCUUCCAUUAUGACUCAGGUAGGUCCUUGCUGGGCUCCUGCCAGCAGCUUCCACAUGCCUGGAGUGGGCCAGCUUUUCCUGCAGGUUUGUUUCUAUGCCAGCUCCUGAGAGCAGCUGUCUACCAGGACAUACCUGGAGAGCUGAUAAACACACUAAAGAAACAUGUCUGGCUCCCCAGCCAGAUGGCAAGGCCUAAAAGCCCUGACCAUUUUGGACAGGUUUGCUUUACUGAUGGGACAGCAUUAACCCUGCUAACAUCUGUGUUGGGGAAGCCUUCCUACCAUGUCCCUCAGUGGCAGGGAGGGAGCCUACACGCUUAUUCUAGGCAAUUUGCUCCCCUGGACCCCCAAUGGGGAUUUCUGCGUCCUACUUGAGUCCCUAAGAGGACAGGCCAUUGCUGGCGUUUUUUUCCCCAAAGUAACAACAGGAGUCAAGAAAAUCAAUGAAUAGUAUUCCUAGGCCCUGGAAUCCACUGCUGACAGUGGGAAGCCCUGUGCAAAGACAGCCACCUGCCACAGGGACAGGGCAGGAUAGCGCACGUCUCAACGCAGCCUCAGUGGCAACGGAAGCCCUUGGAUGGGACUCAGCCACAGCCUUAGAGAUGGCUGGGCCUCCCAUCGUUGCACUCCCUUAAUGACGUUGUAACUUCAAUCCAAGAAUAGUUGAGGACAUUUGGGAAAUUCACACUCUAAAAAUACUUCCUUUUUUCAUAUAGGCAAGGUAACAGCAGAGUGACAGUGGGUUACUAAGAAUGCAGUUUCCUUUGUUAUGUAACACAGGCAAAAAUAGUGUUUUGGGCCAAAAUAGGGCUGAGAAAGAGGAAUAUGUACAAAUAGCAUGGACAAGUCAUUAUUUACUCAAAUCGUCCUGUGGCUGCAGGGAUUUGGAAGAGUUUUGAGUGUGUCCCAUCACUGAUUACCCAGGUCAGACUGUCCGACCACAGCCGAGGCCACCUUUCCAAAGCAAAGUUUAAGAGAAGCAAAGGUGUCUGUAGAGGAAGAGGUUUAAGGCAAGGCCCUGGCCCCGCACACAGGCAGACCUGGUGACUCCUGGAUGAGGGAUGGGGACCGCCUCCUGGGACACCACCCAUUUUUGGGGCACAUUUUGAAGAGUAGGGGCCAUUCCAGAGCACGAGUCACCAGCAUUCCUGCCAUGGGGCUUAUGUGGGGGCUGGUGGUGGGGCCCCAACCCUGAGGGGGCCUUACCCUCUCUAGAUGGAGUCUCAAGCUGGGGUCUUCUCGUUCAGCUGCUUCCUUGACUGCUAAGCUAAGGCCAAGAACGCUCCCUGCAGGAGGGGCAACUGUUCACUUUGGAGGGAUCUAUCCAUGACCACCUGUCAGAUAUCAGAAACUACCAGGGAAACAGCUAGCAGAGAAGUUGUGCUUGUAGUUUGAGCUUGUGUUUCAAGAGCCAAGUCCCACUUUUGAGAGCCAGAGAAAUGCCAGCAGCAGAGUCCUUGGGCUUCCAGGAGCUAAUAUUCUCAAGUGUAGGCUCAUGACGCCCAAUGGGUGAAAGUUACAGGCCAGAGGAUUUAAACACAAGAGUGGGGUGUCUUGCCAAAGAGGUAUAGAGGCAUCAAGGCAUCCGUCUACCCAUCCAUCGAUCCACACAGCCCUAUCUGUUACAGUGUGCUCAGAAGAAAGGAGUUGGGAGUAGGGGGCCAGGACAGUGGACAGGGCCACCUGUUGGACUGAGGCAAACUGGAGGCUGCUUCAUGCUUCCAUCCCUCCAUAUCCUGUCCACCAAUGCCUGGCAAGGAGCAGUGCAAGAAACCCAAACCCCACCUGGCUUGGGGCAAGUUUUAAGUGCACCCACCCUGCUACCAAAGUGCUAAAAGGGGAGCUGACCUUCCCAGACUUCCCUCAAGGCAACCCUUUAUGCUUCAGUAUAACCAUUUUUACUUUGGAUUGAAGUGGAAAUUUUAGGCCUAAAAAUAAGAUUACCAAGCAGAGACCAUCUAGCAACACAGACAUAAUACAUGUUGAUCUCCAUGUAACUAGAAAUGCGGUGAUGUUAUUCUCAUACUGGGGGCUACACCUCCCCAUAGAUUAUUUUAACUAAAAUACAAGCAAAAUAGUGUUUUAAAAUAAUCCUCUACUCACUGCAUUAGUGCAUAUACCAAAUGAUACUAUCUGCAUGAGAGUCUCUAGGUUCCCAGACUGUAUUUUUGCAUGUGCUGUUCUCUGCUUCAUUAAAUAUAGUAUGCAGCCAGCAACCACAGAAAAAGAAUGCAUGCUGUACAGCAAGAGAAGGGGAGGGAGACGAUUUUCAGGGUGAUGGCUUCCAUAGCAACCAAAA
Messenger RNA from Callithrix jacchus (white-tufted-ear marmoset), 28181 nucleotides. RefSeq names its product zinc finger RANBP2-type containing 3 (gene ZRANB3). Gene Ontology annotation, molecular function: DNA endonuclease activity; ATP binding; zinc ion binding. Gene Ontology annotation, biological process: DNA repair; replication fork processing. The record is from RefSeq and is a predicted model, not a curated record. Gene Ontology annotation, cellular component: nuclear replication fork. NCBI's taxonomy places the organism in Eukaryota, Metazoa, Chordata, Mammalia, Primates, Cebidae.